Molecule: messenger RNA, 4099 nt
Organism: Fundulus heteroclitus (mummichog)
Lineage: Eukaryota; Metazoa; Chordata; Actinopteri; Cyprinodontiformes; Fundulidae
Gene: lrp13a
Product: low-density lipoprotein receptor related-protein 13
Exons: 21
Coding region: 36-4058 (1340 amino acids)
Molecular function (GO): calcium ion binding; protein binding
Source: RefSeq, a predicted model, not a curated record
CCUGGCAUCUGGUUCGUCUUGGUUUGCCUGUGGCAAUGGGUGGAUGGUUAUGGCCUUGGGUGGUUUUAUUGGCUGUGUACUUGCAAGCUGCAAGCAGUCUUAAUCGUUGCAAAGUGGGCUAUAGUCUGUGCAAGGAUGGCUCAGAAUGUAUCCCCUACAGCCAUGUGUGUGACGGAGAGGAGGACUGCAAUGAUGGUUCUGAUGAAGAAAACUGUGAAUCGGGCUGCAGUGCUGAUCAGUUCCAGUGUGCCCAUGGUAAGAAGUGUAUAGACAAGGACCAGGUAUGUGACGGUUCACCUCAGUGUCAGGACCGGUCGGAUGAAAAGAACUGCCUGGAACGCUCUGAGGAAUGUGCUCACCACUGUGAUGACAAGAGCCACUGUCUGCCUGCCAGCUUCAUUUGUGAUGGCGAGAAGGACUGUCUGGAUGGCACUGAUGAGGCAAACUGUGAGGACCAAGAGGGAGCAAGGACAGAUGCAGGUCCUACAAAGGCUCCUUCAGGUCAGUCUCGCCUCAUCAGGUGUGGUUUAGGCUCCCAGAUGUGCAAAGACAAGUCAGACUGCGUCCACUACAACCAUGUCUGUGAUGGGGAACCAGACUGUCGUGAUGGCUCAGAUGAGGAAAAUUGCAUGUCGGAAUGUGGAAGUGACCAAUUCCAAUGUGCCCAUGGCAGAAAGUGUAUAGAGAAAAGCAAAGUGUGUGACGGUGUGCCGCAAUGUCAGGACCGUUCAGACGAAACUGGAUGUGCCAAGCGCAUGGAGGGCUGUGCUCACUUGUGUGACGAAAACAGCCGCUGUGUCCCCAGUAGCUUCCUGUGUGAUGGGGAGCAAGACUGUAGCGACGGCAGUGACGAGGCAGCCUGUGCUGAUGUGCGGUGCAGCGCUACAGAGUUUAAGUGCCUCAGUGGCCAAUGUGUUCUGACCUCCAUGCGUUGCGAUGGUCACCCUGACUGCUGGGACCGCUCGGAUGAGGAUGGAUGCACCAAACCACCAGUCUGCACAACCAAACACCACUGUCCCCAGAGCAAGGAGUGCCUGGUGCAAGAGUGGCUCUGUGAUGGAGACCAGGACUGCAAAGAUGGCUCUGAUGAAAAGGAUUGCCCUGUGGCUCCAGUCAGCUGCAGUGACUUCCAGUGGACUUGUAAAUCAAAGACUCUGUGUAUUCCUAAAGUCUGGAAGUGUGAUGGCAUGAAAGACUGCGACGACGGUAGUGAUGAGGCUGAAUGUGGGGUGGCCACAUGCCUUCCUCAUGAGUUCCAGUGUGGCAGCCAGGCAUGCUUGGAGCCAGGUCUGGUAUGCAACGGUGUUACCAACUGUGCAGAUGGUUCAGACGAGGGCGGCAGCUGCCAGAUGGCCUGUACAGAGGCUGACAAUAACCGCUGCUCACAGGGAUGCUACAGCACACCCCAAGGCCCGCGCUGUCGGUGUAUAGCAGGGUACAAACCUCUGGAGGAUGGGCAGACGUGUGCUGAUGUAGAUGAGUGUGUGGGCCAGGCACAUGCUGUGUGCAGUCAUCUGUGUAUCAAUACACCUGGGUCAUACCAGUGUGAGUGCUAUCCAGGUUUUAUAAUGGAGGCAGAUGGAAGCCAAUGCAAAAUCACAGGUGAACCAUUCCUGUUGCUGUCAAUACAAACUGAGUUGUACAUGUAUGGCUUGCGGAGUGGAAGCCUAGAUGUCUUGUCGUCAUCUGCCAAAAAGGCAAUCUUGUCUAUAGACUAUGACUGGAGGGACCAGAAAGUCUUCUGGGUCAGUGUGGACACAGAAACAAUCAGGUGGUCUUCAAUGGACCAGAAGACUACAGGAAUUCUGACUAAAGGUGUCCGGGCAGAUUCUGUAGCUGUGGACUGGCUCGGAAGGAACCUGUACUGGAUUGAUGGUGUGAAUAGUCAGAUUGUGGCAGUCAGACUUGUGAAAGCUUCUGUUAAGUCAUUGACUCAAAGCAUCAUCCUGGAUGACGACUUGGAUCAGCCUCGGUCUCUGGCCCUACUACCACAAAAAGGGCUGAUGUUUUGGACAGAAAUUGGUAACCUGGUGAAGAUCGAACGUGCUGGAAUGGAUGGGUCUGAGAGGAGGGCAGUAGUGAACUCCAGCUUGGGGUGGCCAGGUGGAAUUGCAGUAGACAGUCUUUCAGAAAGGAUUUUCUGGACAGAUGAAAGAUUAAGUGCACUUGGUUCUUCCACACUGGAUGGUGAUGACAUAAAGAUUCUCCAGAUGAAGGAGACCACAAAUCCAUUUUCUGUGACUGUAUUCAACAACUUGCUUUACUGGUCUGAUGCCAAGAGGAGAGUGGUGCAAGCUGUAAAUAAACUCUCUGGUAAGGACCGGCAGGUUAUCCUCAAGAGACCUGGACAACCAUUUGCUGUUAAGAUUAUGCACCCAAUAAUGCAAAUGGAUACAGAGAGCCCCUGCCAGAAGAUGGUCUGUUCCCACAUGUGUGUGUUGGCACCAAGACGCAAGGCUGUGUGCAAGUGUCCUACUGGUCUAGCUCUGGCUGAAGAUGGUCUAACCUGUUCCAGCCUGGCCACACAAACUUUCCUGCUGCUAUGGUCACCGCCUACUGUUACAAAGAUCUACUUGCAGUCUCAACGAGCAACAGAGCUGAAAGGCUGGCCUGAGCAUUUGGCAUUCCAGAUCCCUAGUAUCAGUGAAGCCAAGAUCAUGGACUACAGCGUGGAUGAGAAACUUCUUGUCUUGACAGAUGAUGGCACCACUUCAGUCAACUCCUUCAAGCUAAAGGACUCUGUCUUUGUUCCUCAAAGACAGCUUCUUAAACUGCUACAUGACCAAAUCACUGCCCUGGCCCUUGACUGGGUAACCCUAAAUGUGUACUGGAGCAGCAUCAAACAGUCCCGACUGCAUGUUACUUCAAAAACUGGUGCAUACACGGCAAUUGUCAUUAAAGAGGGGAUUACUGGUGUGGGUUCCCUUGCCCUUUAUCCUCAAAGUGGAAGAGUUUGUUUUACAAACUUGGCUCUGGAAGAUGCUGGCAGUAAGGCUUUAAUAGAAUGUGCUCACAUGGAUGGUGGAGAGCGAAAAGUUGUGUGGAAGGAAGCAAUUCAGCCUGCAUCUCUAGUCUUUUCCAGUAAUGGGGAUACAAUCUACUGGGCUAACAAAGGGACAGGAACAAUUGGUUUCAUUAAGAUUGACGGUACUGGAUACAAAGAAAUGGAAGCUGUUGCUGGGCUGACUGCUAUGGCACUUGAUAAUGAUGUUCCAAUCUGGAUGACUGUCAGUGACACAACCAGGCUUUGGUACAGAGAAGAUCAGCAGCCAAAACUGUGGUUUGAGGUUGCCACUAAAGUGGUUGGCUUGAAAGCCUUCAAGGGUACUCAGUCAGGUUCCAACCAGUGUACAAGAAACAAUGGCAACUGUCAGCACCUGUGCCUUGCUACCCCAACCGGUCGAACAUGCAAGUGUGCCCAUGACUUCAGAGCAGAAGACACUAAUUGCAGUCCAGAUCAAAGCUGCACAGCUGGCACCCGGCAAUGUCUGGACCAAACCUGCCUGCCAGUUGAGAAAUUCUGUGAUGGCCAUGCUGACUGCUCUGAUCACUCAGAUGAAAACUGUGCUGGUGCCAAGCAGGGGUCUGGAACCAAGGUCUCUGCUCCCACAAGUCCAAAGAGCACUUCUUCUCCUCGUGCUGUUUCCCCUCAGAAAGACCUGUCUGACACCCCAGAUAAAGACCAUGAGGUUUUGAACUUGGAAGCUCAGCAGUGCAGCCAGAAACAUUGCAGUGGAAAAGGAGACUGUGUAGAAAUCAGUGGGGUCACUACAUGCAAAUGUUCAGAGGGCUACAGUGGUGACUCCUGUCAGGACCAAGUGGCAAAAACAAUGCAGGGCCCCCUUAUCUACGGUGCAGUGGGUCUCUGUGGCAUAAUUGUUGUCAUUGCUGUGAUAGCAGCAGUCCUUAAAAAGAAUGCCGCCUCAAGGAGAAGCCCUGAUGCAACAGUGGAAACCAGCAUGUCAGACCUGGAGAAAAAAGUUGAAACCACACCCAGUGUGCAGAAUGCCCAGGCAGCUUCAGAGAAGCAAGAGGAACCAGUCGCUUCUGUGGAUUAACUUGAACUACAAACUUUUAAUAAAAAAAAACUGCAUUUUCA